AUGUCGACCUUCGAGCCCGUCGUUGUCAUCGACGGCAAGGGACACUUGCUCGGUCGUCUUGCCAGCACGGUCGCGAAGCAGCUUCUCAACGGCCAGAAGAUUGUCGUCGUGAGAUGCGAAGCCCUCAACAUCUCUGGCGAAUUCUUCCGUGCUAAGCUCAAGUACCACGCCUACCUCCGCAAAAUCACCCGCUACAACCCAACCCGGGGCGGUCCUUUCCAUUUCCGCGCCCCAGCCCGCAUCUUCUACAAGACCGUUCGAGGCAUGAUUCCCCAUAAGACCGCUCGUGGCGCCGCCGCAAUGGAGAGACUGAAGGUCUUUGAGGGCGUUCCUCCUCCAUACGACAAGAAGCAACGCAUGGUUGUUCCCCAGGCUCUGAGAGUUCUGAGAUUAAAGCCUGGCCGGAAGUACUGCACGGUUGGACGAUUGGCGCAUGAGGUUGGUUGGAAGUACCAGGAUGUGGUUGCCAGACUCGAAGAGAGAAGAAAAGUCAAGGGCGCCGCAUACUACGAGAGAAAGAAGGCUCAACGGAAACACCUGGCCGAGGCACGCAAGUCGACUGCCGACCACGAGUCGAGCAAGAAGUUGGCCGAUCUGGGCUAUUAA
This is a messenger RNA of Cladophialophora yegresii CBS 114405, 606 nucleotides long. RefSeq names its product 60S ribosomal protein L16. Gene Ontology annotation, molecular function: structural constituent of ribosome; mRNA binding. The record is from RefSeq and is a predicted model, not a curated record. Gene Ontology annotation, biological process: negative regulation of translation; translation. Bases 1 to 606 code for a protein of 201 amino acids. The transcript is spliced from 4 exons. NCBI's taxonomy places the organism in Eukaryota, Fungi, Ascomycota, Eurotiomycetes, Chaetothyriales, Herpotrichiellaceae. Gene Ontology annotation, cellular component: ribosome; cytosolic large ribosomal subunit.